AUGACCUCUUCCCUCCCGGGCAACCGCGAGCUGCCCGCGUCACAGUACAAUCUCAGCACAUACUGGGGCCGCGUGCGGCAUUCAGCAGAUCUUUCAGACCCGAGAACACUUUUCACAUCUCAAGCCGCCCUUGAACAUGCAAAACAGCUCGUUUCAAGCUACAAGCAGGGCAAGAUUAAGGACAUAACGCCUGAGUUAUGGAAGGCGAAGAAGAUUAUCGACUCUACGCUGCAUCCCGACACCGGCGAACCCGUCUUCCUCCCCUUCCGCAUGUCCAGCUUCGUCCUCUGCAACCUCGUCGUAACAGCCGGCAUGCUAACCCCCGGUCUCGGAACCCUCGGCACACUCGGCUGGCAAAUAACGAACCAAUCCCUCAACGUCUGCAUCAACAGCGCCAACGCCAACAAGUCCUCCCCCCUCAGCACCUCGACGCUAAUUCAAUCCUACCUGCUCGCAGUCGGCGCAUCGUGCUCCGUCGCGCUGGGCCUGAACGCGCUAGUGCCGCGGCUCAAGCGACUCAGUCCCGCCGCGCGCACGACGCUGGGCCGGCUGGUGCCGUUCGCGGCGGUCGCGAGCGCGGGCGCGCUGAACGUGUUUCUGAUGCGCGGGGAGGAGAUGAGGAGGGGGAUUGAUGUGUUUCCCGCUGCAGCCGGCGACAGCGGAAUCGAAGCAAAUACGCCUCCCAGCGCCCCGCCCAGCCUCGGGAAGUCCAAAAUCGCUGCCCGCCUCGCUGUCUCGGAGACGGCGCUCUCUCGCGUCAUGAAUGCUACGCCUAUCAUGGUGCUCCCGCCGCUCAUCCUCGUGCGGCUGCAGCGCACGGAGUGGUUGCGCCAGCGGCCCAGGAUGGUGCUGCCGGUUAACCUGGGUCUGAUCUUGGCGACGAGCAUAUUUGCGCUGCCGCUCGCGCUGGGUGUGUUUCCGCAGCGACAGGCUAUCAGUGCGAAGAAGCUGGAGGAGGAGUUCUGGGAUAAGGGGGGCGAGGGGGGGAUGGUAGAGUUCAAUCGGGGGAUUUGA
This is a messenger RNA of Coniosporium apollinis CBS 100218, 1014 nucleotides long. RefSeq lists its product as uncharacterized. NCBI's taxonomy places the organism in Eukaryota, Fungi, Ascomycota, Dothideomycetes. Gene Ontology annotation, cellular component: mitochondrial inner membrane. The transcript has 5 exons. The record is from RefSeq and is a predicted model, not a curated record. The coding region runs from base 1 to 1014 and encodes 337 amino acids. Gene Ontology annotation, molecular function: monoatomic ion transmembrane transporter activity. Gene Ontology annotation, biological process: mitochondrial transmembrane transport; monoatomic ion transport.